AAAGCAGUUUUCAUACAAACCUGAAACCCUUCGUUGUUUCCCCCCCUCACCAGUCACCUCCACACUCUUUCUCUACGCAAUUGGUCUGAUCGACGAGCUGUAUAAAUCACCAGCAACGUAUCCAGUGUUGAUCGAUUCUCUUAUCCUCGUUUUGAAGACAGUAAAUUUAUAGGGACAGGCGAAAUCUCUCUGCUGAUGUUCUAAGACUAAAUUUCUGUCUCCUCACCAAAUCCCUAAAAAUUUCCGUCAAAUACCACGUUUUUCCAACCAAGUUUUCACCUGGGCAUCUAUCCAAUUUGCAAGUUGUUGAUGAAUUUUGGUGGGUAUUGAUGGUGACUGCGGGUUCGAAUAAUCAAGAUGAAGUUAUUGGGGAUAAACAUCCAUCAUCAGCUGUUUCGAGAGGAGGAGGUGGGGCGACUCGGUCCUGGGGCACCACCGCUUCGGGUCAAUCCGUUUCAACAAGUGGCAGUGUCGGGUCUCCUUCGACCCGGAGCGAGGCCACCAUGGCGGUGACACCCGCUAGCGAGAACACAUUUUUGAGGUUGAAUCACCUUGAUAUUCAGACAGAUAAUGCUGGAUCUCAAGCAGCUGCUGGUAACAAAAAGAAGAAGCGAGCACAACGUGCAACUGGAGGGGACAAAGGGGGUAGAGGACUUCGCCAAUUCAGCAUGAAAGUGUGUGAAAAAGUUGAAAGCAAGGGAAGAACUACUUAUAAUGAAGUUGCAGAUGAACUUGUAGCUGAAUUUGCUGACCCUGGUGAUGGUGGUCAAACCCCUGAUCAGCAACAGUAUGAUGAAAAGAACAUUCGUAGAAGGGUAUAUGAUGCUUUGAAUGUUCUCAUGGCUAUGGAUAUUAUAUCUAAAGAUAAAAAAGAAAUACAAUGGAAAGGUCUUCCUCGAUCCACCUUGAAUGAUAUUGAAGAGAUAAAGGGUGAACGUCUUGCUAUAAGGAAUAGAAUCGAGAAGAAAACUGCUUAUUUGAAAGAACUACAAGAUCAAUAUGUAGGUCUUCAAAAUCUGAUACAAAGGAAUGAAGAGUUAUACACGUCUGGAAAUGCGCCAAGUGGCGGAGUGGCUUUACCUUUUAUACUCGUACAGACUCGACCUCAUGCAACUGUAGAAGUUGAAAUUUCAGAAGAUAUGCAACUUGUUCAUUUUGACUUCAACAGUACCCCAUUUGAGCUACAUGAUGACAAUUAUGUUCUCAAAGCAAUGAAGCUUUCUGACCAAUCAAAACACGAUGACGUGGCAAACAAUGUGUGUGUUGAUGUGGAUGGAGGUGAAGGUUCGAGCAUAUCUUCCAUGUUUCGUCCCUCGUUGGGACCCACAAUGCCACCUGGCAGGGGGUCAAAGUUGCCUUCGGUGCCUGGUAUUCUCAAGGGACGUGUGAAGCAUGAGUUUUAGGUGUUUGUAGAAGAAUGUUAAGGUUAUUGGUUUUUAAGUUAUUUGAUGAGUAAUGGCAAAUUUGGUGCUUCAUAUAGGUGAUUUAUACUUGGUUGUAUGGUAAAUCUUGGGAAUGUGGAUGGUUUUUUUUGUUGUUUUAGAUGUUAAAACAACUUUCUCUUACGUAAACAUGCAAAAGUUUAUUGGUAUAAUUUUUGGAUAA
Messenger RNA from Lactuca sativa (garden lettuce), 1605 nucleotides. Its product is annotated as transcription factor-like protein DPB. Gene Ontology annotation, molecular function: DNA-binding transcription factor activity, RNA polymerase II-specific; RNA polymerase II transcription regulatory region sequence-specific DNA binding. Gene Ontology annotation, cellular component: transcription regulator complex; nucleus. The record is from RefSeq and is a predicted model, not a curated record. Lineage: Eukaryota; Viridiplantae; Streptophyta; Magnoliopsida; Asterales; Asteraceae. Gene Ontology annotation, biological process: regulation of transcription by RNA polymerase II; regulation of cell cycle.